AAUGUGUUUUCACUGUCAUGAUGGGGGAGGGGCAGAGGGAGGUUCUGUGUAGAAACAGAGAGUCCAAUGUUUCAUAUUACACUCCUGGGCUGGGGAGGAAAAAAAGAGAAGAAGAAGAAGAGGAGGAGGCAACUUGGGGCUUCUUUUCUUCAGAGGCAUUUAACUGGGAGUUUAUGGAGGCUGCAGCCGUGGAAAAUGAAGAUCUCCUCUGUGGUCUUCGCUCUCCUGACUCGAGCACUGCUUGGAGAUUUGUGUUUGGCCAUUAACGUCACCAUCAUCCCAUCCCCCUUUACCGUGGCCCAGGAGGGUCAAAACAUCACACUCUCCUGCGUCGUGUCCCAGCGGCGCCGCAACGCUGCUUUGCCAGUGGUGAAAUGGACCUUCCUGCCAGAGGGCACUGAUCGGCCAGAGGAUGAACUCCUCAUCGCCCGCGUCAACAUGAGGAAGGCCCGUUUUUAUGGCAACUACACCAAGAGUUUCCCGUGGCCCAAACUGAAGCUGACAGUGGUGAAGCAGGGGAAGAUAUUUGACCUGGUAAUCUUGAACGUGUCCGAGGGGGACCGUGGGCUCUACAUGUGUCGGGUGCAGGAGUUUAAAAAGCACCAGGAUCGCUGGAAGGCUUCGUCAAACAGCACCGCCGCCACUGAGCUCAGAGUACACGUCCUACCGGCCACCAAGGCCAAAGAAAGCCUGUGGAGCUUGUUUGAAGAUGUGUACCUGUGUGCAGUGCUGAUCUGCUCAGUGGGUUUGCUGUGCAUGUGCAUGUUCACGGUGACGGUAACCUGUCAGUACAUACAGAGGAAGCAGAGGUUAAAAGAUAAUUACCACUUGGUCAAAAGCCCUCAGAACAGCUCAGGAGAAACAGUCACCAGUGUGGUCAGUGUGUCUCCUGCUCUGCCUAAGAAGGAGAGGAGGUACAGGAAGAAAAGGAGCAGAGACUACCAAGAGGAAAUACCACCAGAGAUACCAGCAAAAGCUCCCAUUGGAGACAAAACACGGAAACCCAAACUUUUAAAACCACAACCAAGGAAAGUGGUGUUGCCGAAGAUAGUGGAGGAGAAUCUGACCUAUGCAGAGCUGGAUCUGGUAAAGCCAAUUCCAGAAACCAAGGCGUCGUGCAGCGGCACUGUGUACGCUCAGAUACUGUUUGGGGAGCAGCAGCUAUGAGAAGAACGCCACUAGUUACGGUGCCUUAUGUAAAAAGAAUUGUCUAUUUAUAGUCUGUAUUAAGGGCAAAAUUAUGUCUCACAAUUAUGACACAAUUGUAAAUAUGAUUUUUUUUAUGUUCUUUGAUAUUACUUUUUUAUGUGACCAAGAUGCAUACUGGAGUAUUUCAUUUUUUUUUCUUUUGCACCAUGUUUGAAUCCUGUGUAGCUUAAACUGGGAACACAGUGGAAGACUUUGGUGCUGAUUUAAACCAGAUUUGUCUAUCAUGAAGUCAGAGGGAGGCUGAAUACAUGAACUCGCAGGCUAAUCUGAGUGUUCACAUCAAGCGUUUGCAACAUGGUAUCACCUGAUACUAUAAUCCCGGAUACAGGCACCAAAGUCUGCGUAGUUUGGUUUGUUAAGUGGACCCAUGGUACUGAAUUCCCACCCAUACGCCCUUCUGAACCAAUCACUAACAGCGCCACUGAUCGCAAGCGCAAUGUUUGACACACAUAGCUGUCAAUCAUGAUGUCAAACCCCCUUUUUAUAGCAUCAAAAAACGACUUAAAACCAAACUUACUAGAAAAAUUAGCAGCAUGCUAAAAAUUACCUGAAAUAACAGAAACCAACUUUAGUGAAAAUUUAUUUGACUUGUGCUUUGAUUUUUUUGUUUUUUUUAGUUUGGCCCAUGUCCCGUUCAACUUGGAUGGGGCGGGUUUUCCACUUCUUUUUCAAGUGUAUUUUCUUUGUGCACGUUGUAAAAUAGUGGAAAUGCAAAAAAUUCAAAAAACAUCUAGAAAUUCUUUUUUUUUUUUUAAAAAAAGGUUUUAGGCUUAGGGGAGUUGGAAAAGUACUCCUGUCUGGGGAAUUAGUGCUACUGACUGUGUAUCUCUACAAAUCAACUCCCAGUAUUUGCAUAACAGUAGUGGAGAAAAAAGGUGCAUAAAGUAGACGUAACUAAUUUAUGCCCUUUGGUUUUCAUACUUACUCUUUAUUAAACUCUUAUUUCUCCAUACUCCAGGACAAUGAUUUGGUUUCAAUUUUACAGGUGAUUCAUGGAUAAACCAGCUAGACUGGCCAUCACAAGUUGGUAUGACCAGCUAAACCAUCAAAAAUAAUGCCAAAACACACCUUAAGCUGGUCAAACAAGCUGGUUAACCAGUUUAACCAUCUUAAGCUGGUCAAGCUGUUUUUUUCAGCAGGGUGUUGAACCUUCCUCCAGUGUUUGGGACUUUCCCAAGCUAAGCUAAUAGCUCCAUGCUUAAUGUACAGACAUAAAAUAAGUAUCAGUCUUAGCAUCUAAGCUAUUUCCCCAAAUUUUGCACUAUUCCUUUGAACUCAUAGAUACACAUUGUUUUAGAUGGUGGCAUUGUUGUACAUUAUAUCAGAUGAGGGCUCUAUCUGUAAGCAGCAACAUGUCAUACUGGUUCCUGAGAUCCAUAAGUCUUUGACAUUUCGUAAGCCAGCUGUUUAAACUCACUAUCAUGGUGAAACCAUGUCCAAACCGAUUUACAGACAAAGUAACUUUAAGAUAUCCGCUGUUAUGGAUAUGAACCAAUGCAUUUUCAAAUGUGAUCUGUGUGUUUCCAGCAUUAUCUGCCUUACAGCAUCUGUGUUCAGUGUGAUUCUGUUUGUCAGACUGCUGUUUGUAAGGACUACAACUCCACAGAGUUGAUAUUAAAGUAGCAAUUUGCCCCCCGACCUCCCUUCACAUGCAAGUAUGUGAGACCGUGCAUGCCCUUUCAUCUGGUGCCAACAUCAACUUAACAGGCCGUUAGCGACACACACACAAACACGCAUGCAAAGGUGGAGUUACAUAUAGGCUAAACACCCUUGUGGGCUCACUUAGACACAUGCUAUAAAUCCAAAUUCACCUGAACUACAAACAGGGACAAACUAAGACCUGUUUUGGGACUGUUCCACAACAAAAAGUCUUAGUUUACUCCAAAUUUUAAGGCAGUUUUGUUGUUUGAGAUGAGAUAAGAAGCCAUAUCGGCUGUACUCCCACAUACCUUGAUGCGGUCCCCUUGCUUUCUCACUUUCCAUGAAUUUGAGUGUGAAAGUGCUUAGGCUUCUUUUUCCAUUUAAUGAUCCUUUUGGAUUCAGGCAUGGAAAAGCAAAGGAGAGUUUUUUAAACAGUGAACUUGAAACCCAGACACAAAGGCACCGGAUCCCUCCCUUCCCCCAAGACUCCCACUAUCUUCUGUGGAGUUAUAUGUGCAGAUGGAGCCUCUCACAAAUACAAGUCUUACGUUUUGCUAGUUGCCAGAAAAAAACGUUGGUAUUGUACAUUUAAGCAAACCAUAAAUACAUUGCAUUUGUAUGUUUUAUACAUAUCAUAUCAACAUUUGUAAAGUGAUUUAAUAUAAGAUGACUGUGUCCUCAGUGGUGGAGGAGGAUGGAGGACAGUGUGUCAGCUAGGUGAGAUGUCUGCCAAAGUGGAGACCAACAAACAACAAAACAGUUGUGAUUUUAAGAGUCACUGAAAAUCAGUUGUUUUUUACAGAGACAUCGCUGCUUUUCCUACUAGGAUUUUGCCCUCCAAACAAGGUACUAUAAGCCAAAACAAUAUCUUUUCUAACCAUAACCAGUUUUGUUUGUUAUUUUGCUUAAUCCUAGUUGCAUGCUAACUACAGCAUUGUUGUAAAGAUUUUCGACAUAUCCACUACAUAAAAAGAUGUUAGUGUAACGCAUCUGUCAUUUACAGAUUGGUUAAAUUGGUUGAUUAAAUUGGUUAAAUCUACCUUUUACCUUAUACCUUGUGAUUUGUACCUUGUACCUUGUAAAUACUGACACUUUUUUUUUGGCAAUUAAGUGUUUUGCACACUUUCAGCCAAGCUAAACCAGCUACUUAUCAGGUAACCAGAUAUUUAAAAAGUAUUUAGAUUUUACUUUUCUAUAAAACAUUAACGAGUGCACUUAUAGGCCUAUGUUGUAUUUGAUUUUGUAAUGACUUUUUAAGAAUCUGUGUAGAAACUUGGGUUAGUUAGCCAAUAGCUUAUGAAAUUAGUGUAACGAAAGAAUCAGACUACAGUCACAAAAAGGUUUUUUGUAUCUGUUUAAAAAUGUCAAGAAAGUCAAGUAGGUUCCAAGAAUGCGCUGUGGAUGGUCGCAUCGGUGUAUCUUUUCUGAUUUGAUGAACCCCCAGCAGUUUUUGCACAGAAGCUGAUAACAAAAUGGCUGCCAGGCAGGGAACACUCAAAAAAUCCCAAAACUGGAUAGGACAAAGAUUUCCAGCUGUCACCUCAACUUAAUAACCCAUUUUUACAGCAAGCUGGUGGUUGACAUUCACUAUUCCCCUUUUGCAGAUAUAAUACAUUUUAAUUCAAACCACUAUCGACGUCUAUGUGUCACCACUCCGGUUUUCCAUUGUUGUUCUCUUUUGUACAUUUCAGUUGCUUGUUAUGUAUUAUCCAUGUAUGAAAUGACUGAAAGUGACUUUUCAGUGGCGGGCAGAAGUGUCGUAAAAAUGCCCUUAGACUGUGAAAUGUAAAGUUUCUUCCAGACCACAUUGUCCUUAAUGGGAGUCCACUAACGAGAACCAUGUGUGUGAACUGUGCCUCUCCCUCUCCCCUCACCCUGCCCACCACUGACCUCUGUGUUCAUCAACAUUCCUGCUUUUUUUCACUUGUUCUUUUUGUACAUUUCCUCUGUACAGUAGUGUGUAUCAGUAAGUGAAAUAAAUAUACAAAUGAAUGUGAGUAGUAUGAUGCACGAAAGGGGUUUUAGCAAUGGUAGCAGCAUUGCUUUAUGUUCUGUAUGUCCUGACUAAAAUAUCUCCACAACUACUGGAUGCACAUGAUAGUAUAUAGAUAUAUUUGUAACCCCCUUUGGAUAAAACUCUUUGACUUUG
Plectropomus leopardus (leopard coralgrouper) is the source of this 4999-nucleotide messenger RNA. It is a transcript of the gene vstm4b, whose product is annotated as V-set and transmembrane domain containing 4b. NCBI's taxonomy places the organism in Eukaryota, Metazoa, Chordata, Actinopteri, Perciformes, Serranidae. Gene Ontology annotation, cellular component: membrane. The record is from RefSeq and is a predicted model, not a curated record.